Molecule: messenger RNA, 778 nt
Organism: Mycotypha africana
Lineage: Eukaryota; Fungi; Mucoromycota; Mucoromycetes; Mucorales; Mycotyphaceae
Exons: 1
Coding region: 129-584 (151 amino acids)
Source: RefSeq, a predicted model, not a curated record
GGGGACUUUGUAAAAUUUCCUUUUUUUCAUAAAAAAAAAAUCCAAUUUUUUUUUUCAAUCAGAUUACUCUAUUUAUCUCAUCUACUUUUUUGCAAAAAGAUUAUAAUUACUCUCCUGCUUUUAACAACAUGUUAGCAUCUGUUCCCGCCUCUACAAAUACGCUGUCUAAAUCAAGUCCUGUCAGUAAUACCUCUACAAGUCAUUCCUGUGCCGCUAGAGCUGUUACUUCUAUGCCAACGGAGAAUCCCUCAAAGGGCGCAUUUUAUCAAAUUCCACAUGACUGGCCUUUAAAUGAAUUACAAGAAAACAUCAUGACAAUAGCCACAAGCUCCUUAAUACAUACUUUACAUUAUCAGCAUUCACAUCCACCUCCACCAGCAAUAGUAGAAGCAGUAGAAGAAGAAGACGACGACGAUCUGUCUUCGCCAUCCUCUCCUUUGUCUUAUUCUUCCUUUGAAAUCGAUCAAUCGACGUACUUGAAUAGACGAAGGUCAUCGACUGCAGUUCGAUGCGAAACUUGCCAACGAAAAUUUCACUCCCUUGGUAAUCUUGCUAACCACCAACAGUUAUACCAACAUUAUUAAGAGAUUUUACCUCUUCAGCCCACCCAAUCCCACAAUCAUCGCAUCCAACCCUACCUACCUAUUGUAAAUAGCUCAUUGUACAACAUGUCUCAUUAUUUAUUCUAUUUCAAAUAAUAAUUUCGUUAUUAUGAUUCCCUCCUCGCUUUUUUUUUUUUUUCUCAACUCCAUCAAGUCAAAAGGCAUUAAAAUCCUGC